Molecule: messenger RNA, 546 nt
Organism: Striga hermonthica
Lineage: Eukaryota; Viridiplantae; Streptophyta; Magnoliopsida; Lamiales; Orobanchaceae
Source: the annotation of a GenBank genome assembly
AUGACCAACAACCCGGUCCAACACUCAAGAACCAAGCACAGUGACAUAAGGCAUUAUUUCAUUAGAGAUCAUGAACAAAAGGGUGAUAUAUGCAUUGAAAGUGUGGGCACCGAUGAUCAACUUGCCGAUAUCUUCACCAAGCCACUUGAUGAGAAGAGAAAAAAAAGGCGUCGAGAAAAGAAGUUGAAAGAAGCCUCGGGGAGGCACCGGACAGAGCACCGGAUAAUUGUUCUGUCCGGUGGUGCCUUGUCUGGUGGCUCGUUGCUCUCGGGCGUGAGCAGCGGUUUCGGGACAGAGCGAGACGGUGCCCGAACAAACGCGCGUAGAGUGCACCGGACAUGUCCGGUGACACGUCCCCCGUGUCCGGUGCCUAAUCCUAACGUCGCGCGAGAGAGACAGAGCGAGAGAGAGCACCGGACAUUUGUCCGGUGGCUCGAUUUUUUUUGUCCGGUGAGGCGUUGGACAGAGCCGUUGGCGCGCGAGAAGAAGGCACCGGACAUUUGUCCGGUGCAGGGCUGGUUUGUCCGGUGCAACGGCAACGGCUAG